Molecule: messenger RNA, 627 nt
Organism: Miscanthus lutarioriparius
Lineage: Eukaryota; Viridiplantae; Streptophyta; Magnoliopsida; Poales; Poaceae
Source: the annotation of a GenBank genome assembly
AUGGAAAGGGACACUUCAGCGCUGGCUCCGGCACCGGUGCCGGUGGCGGUGGUGUCCCCGCAGUUCUGCGCGCCGCACGUGGUGCCGCUGACGGUGACCAAGAAGGCCAUGAGCUUCUCCGGCGGCGACUUCACCGUCACCGACGACGCUAGCGGCGCCGUCGUGCUGCAAGUCAGGGGCACCUAUCUCAGCGUCCGGAGACACCGGGUGCUGCACGACGCCGCCGGACGGGCCAUCCUCACCAUGCAGCGGAAGGUAUUUAGUAUGCGUGAAAAAUGGAAAGUGUUCAGAGGGGAUAGCACGGCUGCAAAUGAUUUGCUAUUCACAGUGAAGAAAACAUCCAUUUUCCAAAUGAAGACAAAGUUGGAUGUCUUUCUGGCUGGGAACACCACAGCAGAGCAGGUAUGUGAUUUCAAGAUCAAGGGUAGCUACUUCGAGAGGUCUUGUGCCUUCUAUCGCGGCAACUCCAACGUACUGAUUGCUCAAAUGAAUCGCAAGUUUACUUUGUCAAAUGUGCUGCUCGGAAAGGACACGUACAGUGUUAGCGUGUUCCCUCACGUGGACUACGUGUUCAUUGCGGCUCUUGUUGUGAUUCUGGAUGAGAUACACAGGGAUCGAUCCAAAUGA